UAACUUUAUUCAGACCAAGAUCAUUUCCAGAUUAUUUGACCGCUCUCUCGUUAACUUUGAUUCAUCUGUUCUUUCCUGAUCUUGCUCCGUUUGUCUGUUGAAUAAUUUAUUAUCUCAUUUCUCUUCUUCACCUUCCCACGGGAAAAAAGAAAUUUCAGGAAAGAAAUACUUGCUUGCUCUGCAGUCGGCGAGAUCUGUUUCUCCCUUAAAAUUUGAGAGUGAAACUGAGGAAAAAUCCAUGCUCCGUUUCGGGUACAAUGCGUUUGAAGAAUGCAAUUUUGGAGCUGCGUUCCUGGAUAUAAGAUUUCACAAAACAUUUGUUAUGUGUGCAAGAAAGUGGAGCCACAGCAAUGAUUUGUACUUGGAAUCUGAGAAUGUUGUGAAGAAGGUGAGUCUUCCAUCUUUCUUAUCUUGCAUUGAAGAUAACGUUCACAAAUAUGAGGAGGACUUUCAGUACUCGUUUUGCCAUGAUAUAUCAGCAUUUGAUGGCAGUGGCCUAGGUCGUGUUCCCUAUGAAGUGUUUUCUGAGUUUUUGAAACAGAUCAAAUCAUUUAAGCAAGAAAUCAUCCAAGUUUACUUUACUUUGCCAAGCAGCAGAUCAUUGGAAUCAAAUUCUUGCAUGCCAGUUGAUGAACUAAUCGAAUUUAUAGACCUCAUUCUAGAAAAUCUAGCGGAUUUAACAACUGUCUAUUUGGGUAUUAUUGAUGAUAUGGAUCCCCAAGUUAGUGCUCAAUUCCAAGCCCUUGAAGCAAAGCUAACAUUCUUGAAAAACUUCAUUCCCUUUGCCAAAUUGCGAGGAACUGCAGAUAUUCCUGCCUUGCUAUUGGCUCACUUUGAAGUGGUGACUUUGAACGCAGCACACCUCUUUUACAUGUGCUCUGUUUGGGAUGGUAAGGAGCGGCACAAUCCUGAGUUCUGCUCCAUGAUAUAUGAGCAACAACAGAAAAUCACACCUAUUGAUUUUCAAGUCUAUGAGAUUUAUAUGGAAGUUCUUAGAGCUACAAGAUCCUCAAAAUCAUUGCAUAAUAGAAUGAUGGAUAAGCAGAUAUUGAAAAACUUCAAUGAUUCUCUCAUAAGUUGUCUCUGGCAGCUGUUAUGCUGCAGCUCUAGCUUUAUGGAUUCUUUGAAAGAUGAAAUGCGAAUACUCUAUGCAGGACUGAGGUUCUUGAGAAGCAUUUUAAGGGAGCAGCAGGAGAAGAUGGAUGAACAAAACGAAAAAAUUGGUGCUCUUCUUUGUGAGGCAGGCAUUAUAAUUUGCUUGCCUUCUCUAAACAGAGUGAAGGAAGGAGAAGUUAGCUUCUCAGAAAGAACAGAGGCCCUUGACUGUUAUGAUAUGCUGGCUAAUACCAACAUCCAUAUCAAGCAUUUUAAGGAUCAGAUCAGUGGCUCAAGCAUUAUUGAAAGUCUUCCUUCCUUUCACAGCUUAAGAGCACCAGAAGUUAGCAAGACUUCCAGCCACAUUCUAUCAAAAGGUAAAAUGCCAAUAGCCCACGAAGUCAUGGUUGGUCUCGAUGACGAGGCAGCAAAAGUAAUUGAACGACUUAUAUGGGGACCAGAACAGGUGGAAAUUGUUCCUAUUGUGGGAAUGGCUGGGCUUGGUAAGACAACUUUAGCCAAAAAAGUUUACAAUGACAGUUCAGUAAUCUGUAACUUCCACAUUCGUCUUUGGUGCACUGUUUCUCAAGAAUUUAACAUGAAAAGCUUGUUAAUACAAAUUUUGUGUUCUGAUGGAAAACGGUCAAGGAUGGACAAAGAGCUUAAAAACUUGAAUGAACAUGAAUUGCUUCACAAGCUCUAUCAAAGGCUGAAGACGAAGAGGUAUCUUGUUGUUUUUGAUGAUGUCUGGGACAUUAAGGUAUGGAAUGAGCUGAGAAUUUCAUUCCCCGAUGAAAAGAAAGGAAGUAGAAUCAUCUUCACGAGUCGAUCUUCUUAUGUGGCUUCACAGGUUGAAUAUGGCGGGAAACCUCACAAUCUUCGUCCACUCAGUGAGAAAGAAAGUUUUGAAUUACUGCUGAAGAAGGUAUUUAGAAAAGAAGAUUGUCCUCAAGCAUUGUGUGGAAUUGCUACGAAGAUUGCCAAGAAGUGCAGGGGAUUGCCACUAGUAGUUGUUGUUGUUGCUGGAGUUCUGGCAACUAUAGGGCAUGAUAGUUUGGUUUGGGAAGAAUUUGCUGAAAGUUUAACUUCAACCAUGGUGUCUGGUACAGACCAGUGCAAGAAGUCAUUGGAGCUCAGUUAUGAGCAUUUACCGUAUCACUUGAAGGCAUGCUUGCUGUAUUUUGCUGCAUUUCGAGAAGAUGAAAAAAUUGGUGCCAAGAAUUUGAUGCGUCUAUGGAUUGCAGAAGGGUUUGUGGAAAAAAUUGAAGGAAAAAGAUCGGAGGUCAUUGCAGAAGAAUAUCUGAUGGACCUAAUUGGUCGAAACUUAGUUAUGGUAAGUAAAAGCAGAUCCAUUGGUGGAGUCAAAACUUGUUACAUUCACGAUUUGAUUUUUGAGUUCUGUAAGGGCGAGGCUAAAGAAAAGAAAUUUCUUCAGGUCCUGCGAGGAUAUGAUGAGCUCUCUACCUUUAAUGAGCCUCCCAACCUACCUCGGUUGUCCAUUUGCUCCAGUGGAGAAGAUUUUAUAAGGUCAAAGCUAUUUUGUCCAUAUUUAGGUACUCUGCUAUUCUUUGAUGCUACUCCAGGAGAUAAGUUUGAGUUGCGUAACAUCUCCUUCCUUUUUUGCAUCUACAAACAACUUAAAGUUUUGAAUUUAGAGGGCAUUAUGCUAAGGCUGAAGGAGCUUCCAGCUGAAGUUGAAUCACUUCUUUGUUUGAGGUACUUAGCCCUUAGAGCUUGGAAAAUGGAAUUCAUUCCACCAUCUAUAGCCAAGCUCUCACAUUUGGAAACCUUUCGUCUAUAUUCUCACCAGAUGGUUUCAUUGCCAGAUAGCAUCUGGAACAUGAAGAAGUUGAGGCAUGUACAUGUAAGGCAUGGCGUCGUUAUUCCUUUCUCUUCCAAUGACAAUGUUGUUGAAAACCUCUCUACUUUACCUAAUUUAGACACACUCUCUACUCUGCGUCUUUAUCUUGAUAAAGAAGGAGAGAAACUGUUGAGAAGGAUUCCCAACAUUCGCCGACUUAAAAUUUUCCAUUUGGGGGAUCAAAACAGAGUAUGCUGCAACAUGAGUCGACUAGAAUGCCUAGAGUCAGUCACCUUAGGGGGCUUCUGCCUCUUAGGCUCAGUGGAACAUGUUGAGCUUUCUUUUCCCAUGAAUUUGAAAGAGUUGAGUCUUGAAGCUCUGGGUCUUCCCUGUAGAGAAAUGUCAUUGAUUGAACAACUACCCAAUCUUGAAGUCCUCAAAUUAAGAGUCCAGUCAAUGGAGGGCCGAAAAUGGGAGCUGAUGGAAGGAGGAUUACCUAAACUCAGGGUCUUGACUUUGAAAUGUGUAGCGAUUGUUGAGUGGAUAGAGACAGACCCUGACAGUGAUGAUUACUUCCCGUGCCUUCAGCAAUUAGAACUCGACGGAAUUUCUUAUUUGGAAAUGAUGCCUGCUUGUUUAGGGCGUAUAUCAACUCUUGAAACAAUUAAUGUGAGUUUUUGCGGAGAUGGCGUCAAAUCUUUAGUACGGGAAAUUGAAGAAGCACAGAAAUAUAAUGGAAAUGAGAAUCUGAAGAUCAUUUAUAGAAAAUAUUGAAGGGCCUCAGCUGGUGCAAAUAUCAGGGAGUGCUACGGUACGUAGCAGUUUUUCUUCGAGAUUGUAAUUGGUCAUCUGUAUGAUCUGGCUUUUUCUGGUGCUUUUGUGGAAGAUUGAGGUAAAAAUCGAAAGGAUCGAUGGCCUCGAUAGAACUCCUGCGUUUUGUGCGGGCAAGGAAUCUAAACACAUAAUUAGGAGCGUCCUGAAGCCCCAUGUCUUUGGAUGGCUACAUCUUUUCCUAUCAAUUCCCCUUCUUUGGGUGGCUCAAUUAGAUUUCAUUAGUUGGCUAAAUUUUGGUUGUAAAAAAUUCUCAACUGUUAACCGCUUUAAUGUUCUUCGGUUUCCUCAUUUUCCCGUUGUCGGUUGGGUUCUAUGGUACGAUAGGAAUAAAUUUUUGUUUGAUUGUAAGUAUUAAAGAUUUGCAAGUUUAUGU
This is a messenger RNA of Coffea arabica (coffee), 4103 nucleotides long. RefSeq names its product putative late blight resistance protein homolog R1A-3. The record is from RefSeq and is a predicted model, not a curated record. Gene Ontology annotation, molecular function: ADP binding. Gene Ontology annotation, biological process: defense response to other organism. Lineage: Eukaryota; Viridiplantae; Streptophyta; Magnoliopsida; Gentianales; Rubiaceae.